This is a messenger RNA of Acanthisitta chloris (rifleman), 1062 nucleotides long. RefSeq names its product receptor-type tyrosine-protein phosphatase kappa-like. NCBI's taxonomy places the organism in Eukaryota, Metazoa, Chordata, Aves, Passeriformes, Acanthisittidae. The transcript is spliced from 6 exons. The annotation marks the transcript as partial. Gene Ontology annotation, molecular function: protein binding. Gene Ontology annotation, cellular component: membrane. The record is from RefSeq and is a predicted model, not a curated record.
GGGGAUGCACAUUCGAUGAUGGUCCUGGGCCCUGUGACUACCACCAGGACUUGUAUGAUGAUUUCGACUGGGUACAUGUCAGCGCUCAAGAGCCUCACUAUUUGCCACCUGAAAUGCCUCAAGGAUCAUAUAUGAUAGUGAUUUCCUCAGACCAUGAUCCUGGAGAAAAGACUCGACUUCAGCUUCCAACGAUGAAAGAAAAUGAUACUCACUGCAUCGAUUUCAGCUACCUUCUGUACAGCAAGAGUGGAGCAAACCCAGGCACUUUGAACAUCCUGGUUAGGGUGAACAAAGGGCCGUUGGCUAAUCCCAUCUGGAAUGUCACUGGCUCCACUGGCAAAGACUGGCUUCGAGCGGAGUUGGCUGUCAGCACUUUCUGGCCCAAUGAGUAUCAGGUAAUAUUUGAAGCUGAAGUCUCAGAUGGCAGAAAUGGCUACAUUGCCAUUGAUGACAUCCAGGUCCUGAGUUACCCUUGUGAUAAAUCUCCACAUUUUUUGAGGCUGGGAGAUGUAGAGGUCAAUGCAGGGCAGAAUGCUACAUUUCAAUGCAUUGCUACCGGGAGAGAUGCAGUGAAUAACAAGUUAUGGCUCCAGAGAAGAAAUGGGGAAGAUAUUCCAGUUGCUCAGACUAAAAAUAUCAAUCAUAGAAGAUUUGCUGCUACCUUUAAGUUGCAAGAGGUGACAAAAACCGACCAGGAUUUAUACCGCUGUGUAACUCAAUCAGAGAGAGGUUCUGGAGUAUCAAAUUUUGCUCAACUUAUUGUUCGAGAGCCGCCUCGACCGAUAGCACCCCCACAGCUGCUGGGUGUUGGGCCCACGUACUUGCUCAUUCAGUUGAAUGCCAACUCAAUCAUCGGGGAUGGACCCAUUAUCCUGAAAGAAGUGGAGUACCGAAUGACGUCUGGGACUUGGACUGAAACCCAUGCUGUCAACGCACCAACAUACAAGCUCUGGCACCUAGACCCUGACACCGAAUAUGAGAUUCGGGUCCUGCUCACCAGACCGGGAGAAGGUGGGACUGGACAGCCAGGCCCACCACUCAUCACCAGGACCAAAUGUGCCG